Diaporthe amygdali is the source of this 7107-nucleotide messenger RNA. RefSeq names its product glucan synthase Ags2. The record is from RefSeq and is a predicted model, not a curated record. Bases 1 to 7107 code for a protein of 2368 amino acids. Gene Ontology annotation, biological process: fungal-type cell wall (1->3)-alpha-glucan biosynthetic process. Lineage: Eukaryota; Fungi; Ascomycota; Sordariomycetes; Diaporthales; Diaporthaceae. Gene Ontology annotation, molecular function: alpha-1,3-glucan synthase activity. Gene Ontology annotation, cellular component: fungal-type cell wall. The transcript is spliced from 4 exons.
AUGGUGUCAACUAUGGGUCGUUUUAUCUUGUCAUGUUUCACUUUUGCUCUGUGGCUCGUCGGGACGGUCGCAUUUCCCUACGAACCCUCGCUGGCCGACUGGAACCUGAACCAGAACCCAGAUGCUGGCCAUCCCCUUGAUUACUGGGGAGAAUGGGAGGGCCACACGUACACGCCGUCGCCAGACAACUGGCGCAUGCCGACCUACACUCUUGCCCUAGACCGAUUCUCGAAUGGGGACCCUUCCAACGACGAUGCUAACGGAACCCAAUUCGAACAUGACUGGAUGACGAAUCAGCUCCGGUUCGGCGGAGACAUCAGAGGAGUAAUGGAUAACCUGGACUAUCUUCAUGGCAUGGGCAUCAAGACGGUCUACCUUAUGGGAAGCCCCUUCAUCAACCUGCCUUGGACAGGUGACAACUACAGCCCUUUAGACUUGACUCUGCUCGACCAACAUCAUGGACGGAUCCAGGACUGGAGGGAUCUCAUUGAUGCGAUCCAUGAGCGAGGCAUGUAUGUCCUUCUGGACAACACUAUGGCCACGCUGGGAGAUCUCGUAGGGUUUAAGGGAAACCUGAACAAAACCGCUUCCUUCCAGUGGGGCGAAUAUGAGUAUGAGUGGAAGCACGACAGACGCUAUGUCGACUUUGAGCCUGGUAAUGACAUUGUCGACUGUACAUAUCCACGCAUGUGGGAUGAUGAUGGUUGGCAAAUCACCAUCAAUCAGACCACGUGCCGUGAUAGUGAAUUCGACCAGUACGGUGACUCAGCCAAUACCGGGCAUGUCAUUGUGUACGAGAACCAGCUGUCAAAGUAUGGUUCAGUCCAAGACAGGCUACGGGACUGGCGCAGUGACGUUCUCGAGAAAAUCAAGCAUCUCUCAUGCAUCCAGAUCGCCAUGCUUGAUAUUGACGGAUUCAGAAUGGACAAGGCACUCCAGUCGACAGUGGACGCCCUGGCUGAGUUUUCCGACUACCAGCGUCAGUGUGCCAGGCGAUAUGGGAAAGAUAAUUUCUACAUCAUUGGCGAAGUCGUGGGAACUGCUGCUCAAUCUUCGGUGUACACUGGCCGUGGAAAGCAGCCCAACCAUUACACGACUAACGCCACCGCUGCUGCAAUGUCUACCAACACCACGGAUCCGGACAAUUACAUCCGUGAUUUUGGGCAAUCUGCUUUGGACGGCACCGCAUUCAGUUAUAUCGUGUAUGGUGGAAUGACCAGAUUCCUCGGACUUGACGGUUACACUGGUCUGGAUGGUACAGACUUCGUUGUAUUUUGGAAUGAGAUGCUCAACCAGAAUGACUUUGUCAAUGCAAACACAGGAAAGUUUGAUCCGCGGGCAGUGAUUGCUAUGACAAGCCAAGAUGUCUUUCGAUGGCCGGCCAUCAAGAAUGGGACGCAGCGACAGAUCCUUGGACAGUUCAUCACCACCCUGGAGAUUCCUGGCACACCAGGCCUCUAUUGGGGCGAGGAACAGAGCCUAUAUCUCCUUGACAGCACCUCGUCUGACUAUGUAUACGGCAGACAGCCGAUGAGUAGCAGUCGGGCCUGGCAGCUCCAUGGCUGUUACCAUCUCGGGGAUGUAUCGUACUAUGGAAAUUUCCCCGACGGUCCAGCGAGAACUGGAUGCAACGACGACGCCGUCAGCCUUGACCACAAGGACCCCUCACAUCCCACCAGGAACAUCAUCAAGCGGAUGUUCGAGAUGAGGCAGCAGUACCCUGUGCUGAAUGACGGCUACAUGCUGAAGACCUUAUCGAAUCGCACCGAUGAUGUCCUCCUACCUGGAAGCGCAGGUGUGCCAAGCACCUUUGGCAUAUGGAGUGUGUGGCGUCACCAGUUAGAUGGUGUCCAAGAUUUAGAGACACCAGACGCUGACGGCAACCAUGGAGUAUGGCUUGUUUACUCCAACUUAAACAGGAGCAAAGACUUUGACUUCAAUUGCCAAGACGAAGCUGAUGCCCUGGUCUCCCCUUUUGCUGUUGGGACCACGGUCAAAAAUCUCUUCUAUCCUUACGACGAGCAUGUGUUGCAGAACUCGUCAGCCACUUUGGACGGUACAACAGGGCUCCGGGGAUGUCUGUCAAGUCUGACCAUGGAAUCUUGGGCCUACAGGGCCUACAUCCCCAAGGAAAGGUUUAUCACCCCAGCGCCGACCAUCACGGGGGUCGUGCCCUCACAUGAUGAGAGACUCACGGCCUCAGUCAAGCUUGGCGAGAAACAGACUGUUCCAAUUGAGAUUCGAUUCUCUCAGAAUAUGGAUUGCGACUCUGUAAUCAGCGCACUGUCCGUCAACUCCACCUCGUCAGACGGAACGAUUGCCCGGAUAAGCAAUGACACCAUCGCGUGCGUCAACCUUGACGUGGCUGAAGGUACGCAAUUUGUGGGCCAGCCUGCCACCAUCUGGAAGAUCACCGCGAAUCUAGUCGAUGUAUCGCACGGGAUCCACACGAUAACGAUCACCAACGCCUCCACCACAGAAGGAACCUACACUGACGCGAUCGACCGCUUCAUGUUCCGGAUCGGCGCUAGCGACAAUCCUGUCGUAUUUCCUCAAACCGGCAACUAUUCCAGCAGCCUUCUGUACCGCGACGAGUCCACAAACCAGCUCUACGUUUCCCAGCGGGCCCCGGGUGCCGACAAAUUUCGGUACUCUACUACCUGGGGGUCAAGCUGGAGUGAGUGGCUGGACUAUACCAGCGAGAAUGUAACCCUCGAAGACCAGGCCUGGUCAGGGACCCAGAGACAGGCUUGGCAUGGCGAACAUGUGACAAUCCAGUACUGGAGCCGGAUGGCCAGCAGCAGUGACCAUGUGCAGCACGGAGACCUUGUGAAGGGGGAUGUAGCCACCCACAAGGCACGCCGCUGGCCACAUGCCUUCAUCCUCGGAUCCUGGAAUGCGUGGGGAUACGACGAUGGACUCACAAACACCAUGCGCCUGACUCAUCCAACGACUGACGAUGGUAACUCGACUGGUAGCAACUGGGCCUUCGACCUCGAGGCAGAGUGGCCCACUCAGAUCCAAGUCAACGUCUGGGGCAUGAACCCCAACGGGCUGCCGGACAAGACUGCGCAGUAUGGCGAUGUCGACGGCGACAAUGUUCUUGACUGGCUGAAGCCUGAUACGCUGGCUGACAACGUCAUUAACAUCAGCAAAGGUCCCGAAAUGCCCUAUGUUGGCUGGAAGCUGCUGGUGAACGACGGUAACUGGAAUUACCGUUUGGUGCCCACCGGGUCUGGCUGGUACCAGCUUAUGCUGUCCAUACUGCUCGGACUGGUGCCGCUUCUAUGCGCUUGCCUUGCCCUAUGGACAUUCAAACGAUCGUAUUACCAGGUGAAGUUCAACCAAGUUGGCAUCGAUACCCGCGAUGGCUUCUGGAAGGGUACGGCGUCUAAGCUGAAGCGGUCUGACCACCGUGAGAUGGCCCAGAAGGAGAAAUCAACCGCUCCCUCAUCAAACCCUGCCACGACAACAGCUCUAGCCGAAGCAUCACUGGCGCCCCGUCGCACAACGCUCAUUGCCACCAUGGAGUAUGAGAUUGAGGACUGGAACAUCAAGAUCAAGAUCGGUGGUCUCGGCAAAAUGGCUUCAUUGAUGGGCAGCUCCGCCCUUGCACACCAGAACCUCGUCUGGGUGGUCCCUUGCGUUGGCGGCAUCGACUAUCCCGUCGACCUCGUUGCCGAGCCAAUGGUGGUCACCAUCAACAAGGUUCGGUACAUUGUCAACGUCCAGUACCACCAGGUCCGGAACAUCACGUUCGUCCUUCUUGACGCACCAGUGUUCAGAGCUCAGACUAAAGCCGACCCAUAUCCCGCUCGCAUGGAUGACAUUGAGUCCGCAAUUUACUACAGCGCCUGGAACGCGUGUAUUGCGGAAACUCUCCGCCGCUUUCCAGUUGAUUUGUACCACAUCAAUGAUUAUCACGGCACCCUUGCACCGCUGUACCUCCUUCCCAAAACCAUACCAGUCUCCCUUUCUCUCCAUAACGCCGAGUUCCAAGGAAUGUGGUCGCUGCGUACGAAGGGCGAGAUGUCCGAGAUCACAGAGGUUUUCAAUUUGCCCAAAGAGACAGUAAAGACCUAUGUACAAUUCGACAAGGUGUUCAAUAUGCUCUAUGCGGCUGCCAGCUACAUUCGUCAGUUUCAAGGUGGAUUCGGCGCUGUCGGUGUCUCCAAAAAAUACGGAGUCAGAGCUUACAAGCGAUAUCCUAUCUUCUGGGGUCUGCACGAGAUUGGCUCUCUGCCAAACCCAGACCCGGAUGAUAUGGCUGACUGGAACGCUGGUAUGGCUAAGGAAAUCGGCGCCAUGGAUGUCGCUGUCGAUGAGGAAGCGGAGGAGAAGAGGGGUGAUUUGAGGGUGCAGGCCCAGAGAUGGGCAGGCUUGGAGGAAAAUCCCAACGCCCAGCUAUUUGUCUUCGUCGGCCGUUGGUCUCUUCAGAAGGGAAUUGACCUCAUCUCGGAUGUCUUCCCUGCCAUUUUGGACAAACAUAAGGACGUCCAGCUCAUAUGCCUCGGCCCAACCAUCGACAACCAUGGCAAGUUUGCAGCACUCAAAUUACAAAAGACAAUGGAACGAUACCCUGGGCGUGUCUACUCGAAGCCUGAAUUCGUUUCGAUCCCGCCCUAUGUCUUCAGUGGAGCUGAAUUCGCCUUGAUGCCUUCUCGAGACGAGCCUUUCGGGCUUGUAGCAGUCGAGUUCGGCCGCAAGGGUGCACUCUGUGUGGGAUCUCGGGUUGGUGGCCUGGGACAGAUGCCGGGUUGGUGGUUCACAAUUGAGUCCACCGAGACCAAACACUUGCUGCGCCAGUUCAAGUCCACUAUCAAGUCUGCCCUUGCUUCUUCCCAGGAGACAAGGAAACUGAUGAGAGCGAGAUCACUGAUCCAGAGAUUCCCUGUGAUGCAAUGGGUCCAAGAUCUGGACACUCUGCAAAGGCGGUCCAUCGAAGCCCAUGACGGUGUCAGGCGAGGGUCGACGUUCAAUCUCCUACCUGGAACGCGGUCAUCGUCGGUCACCUCACUCGCGUUGCAUCCUCCUCAACCUGCCCCCACGCUGCCUAACUCUCCCACUAUCAGUUCACCUCACACAGCUGCCUCAACGGCUUUCCCGAGUCGGGUUGGCAGCCGGGCGCCGAGUCCAACCCGCGGCUUUAGCUCUGCUAGGCGAACUCUCACACAUUCACCGUCAAUGCUCUCAAUUUCGACAAUGUCUGAGCCCAAUUCCGGGGCGGUCACACCCAGGACCCCCACGGCCACUUUUGCUCCGCGGAACAAGUCAUCGUCCGCUUUGGGCAAGCUCUUGUCCAAGAGGCUGGACGCCCUUGCAGAGCUUGACAGGACGCAGUCACAAAUGGAGGCAAAUGAAUUUCCCAAUGAAGAACAAACCUCAUCAAACAGGUCAUCCUCAGGCAACGAACACGAUGACUCCCUCACGCAUAGCCUGCCAACAGCCAACCAGUCGGUGCUGACUCUGGACACUGUCGUCGGUGGCCGAAGCGAUUUCAAGUUACAGAAUGUUGAGCCGUUCUUCAACGAUCCUAAGGGCGAGUACUACAGCUCCUUCUCAAAGCUGAUUGAUUCCCACAAGGGCAACCUAUCUUCCGACAAGCUAUGCGUGGAGGACUAUAUCCGCUCGUCAGAGAAGAACUGGUUCGCUCGCUUCCAUGAUGCCAAGCUUGGGAAGACUCCCAAAUCUGUUGUCAGCGUGUCCUCAAGGUCAACCUCGGCUGCCAGCAGCCGUGACGACGGCAAUCCCCAAGUGAACGAGUUCAAUCUGGGCCCAGACUACAAACCCCCGACUGGUCUGAAGAAGCUCAUGUUGGCUAAAGUUGGAGAUUGGCCGGUCUACGCUUUCCUUCUCGCCCUCGGACAAAUCAUCGCCGCCAACUCGUACCAGAUCACCCUCCUCACCGGGCAAAAUGGCCAGAGUGCGGAGCAGGUGUAUAUCACCUCAGGCAUCUAUCUUGCCGGUUCAGUUUUCUGGUGGAUCCUAUUCCGCAACGUCAAACUUUUUAUCUCGUUAUCUCUUGCAUUCAUUUUCUACGGCGCGGCGUUCCUUAUUCUGGGUUUGAUUCCCUUUGCAACCUCGUCACUCGACAUCGUGGCCCUUCAGUACACCGCGACGGGUCUCUACGCCGUCGGCUCAGCCAGCGGUUUUCUCUUCUUCACACAGAACUUUUUGACCGAAGGUGGGAACCCCGUGAGAUCGUGGAUGUUCCGCGCUUGUACCAUACAGGGCACGCAGCAGAUCUAUAUCGCCGCACUAUGGUACUGGGGCUCGUACGCGACCAAGCUGCGCAACAGCGGCUACACGCUGAUCUCGUCGUCGUCACGCACCGUCACGUGCGUGACGCUGCCCAUCGCCGUGGGCCUGUGGGCUAUCGCCCUCGUGCUCUUCAUAGGCCUGCCGGAUGCGUAUCGCAGCAAGCCGGGCUACGUUUCGGCCUUCUACCGCUCCGUCCUGCGCCGCAAGAUCGUCGUGUGGUUCCUCGUCGUCGCCGCCAUCCAGAACUACUUCCUCUCGGCACCAUACGGCCGCAGCUGGAGCUACCUGUGGUCGAGCACCGUAGCGCCGGCAUGGGCUGUUGUCGUUCUCGCAAUCUUCUUCUUCGUCAUCGUCUGGGCUGCCAUCUUGGCCGUCAUGGCGUACCUCUCCAACGAGCACUCGUGGGCCCUGCCGCUGUUUGCCAUUGGCCUGGGCGCCCCGCGUUGGGCCCAGCUCCUUUGGGGCACAAGUGGUAUCGGCCUCUAUCUCCCCUGGGUCGGGAGUGACCUCGCUGGCGCGCUGCUGGGCCGUAGCCUGUGGCUCUGGCUGGGUGUAUUGGAUGCCUUGCAGGGCGUGGGCUUCGGCAUGAUUCUGCUGCAGACUCUUGGCCGCUUCCACGUCAGCUGGACGGUCUUCGGAGCCCAGGUGAUUGGGUCCAUUGGCACCAUUGCUGCGAGAGCCAGCGCACCAGAUAAGAUUGGUCCGGGCCCAGUCUUUCCAAACCUGGCGCUGAACCUAUGGGAGGGGCUGGACAAUGUUUGGUUCUGGGUUCCUCUGUUACUGCAGCUGCUUGUUUGCGUCGGAUUUUUUAUGUUCUUCAGAAAGGAGCAGCUAUUCAAGCCUUAG